Molecule: messenger RNA, 2932 nt
Organism: Gossypium raimondii (Peruvian cotton)
Lineage: Eukaryota; Viridiplantae; Streptophyta; Magnoliopsida; Malvales; Malvaceae
Product: calcium permeable stress-gated cation channel 1
Exons: 12
Coding region: 425-2737 (770 amino acids)
Cellular component (GO): plasma membrane
Molecular function (GO): calcium-activated cation channel activity
Source: RefSeq, a predicted model, not a curated record
AACAAAAUAAAAAUCAAAACCCGCGAAAAUUACUACAAACAUAAAUCCUGUUUGAGACCAAAAAAAAAAAAAAAAAUCCACCGAUCUCAUAAUAUAAAUGACUGUUUUUUGUUUGCUUGGGGUUUCUGGUUUUUAGUUGCUAACCUGCUUUGCUUUAUCAACAACAAAGAAGGUUUUUUUAUUAUCCAUUUUUGGGUUUUCGGUUCCCGGUUGCUUGCGUUUCACUUUCAUGUCUAAGUAGUGGAGAAAUGAUAUUGCUUUUUAUCGAGUUUUGCAGUGAUCCAAACACUCCCUAAUUCAACUUCUGAUACGCAUCAUUCAAUUGUCUUUGGUUUUGGCCUUCUAGAUUGCCCGAAAAUUAUUCCUUUCUAUUUCCGCCCCACUUGAAGAAUCACAAACAGAAAACGAAGAAGAUUUUAUAUAGAUGGCAACACUAAGUGAUAUAGGGGUUGCAGCAGGCAUUAAUCUGCUAAGUGCUUUCGUUUUCUUACUAGCGUUUGCUAUAUUGAGGCUUCAACCUUUCAACGAUAGGGUUUAUUUUCCGAAAUGGUAUCUCAAGGGUUUAAGAAGCAGUCCUUCGAGGUCUGGAACAUUUGUUAAGAAAUUUGUCAAUUUGGACUUCCGUUCCUACUUGAGGUUCUUGAAUUGGAUGCCAGAGGCUCUCAAAAUGCCAGAACUCGAGCUUAUCGAUCACGCCGGCUUGGAUUCAGCUGUUUAUUUGCGCAUUUACUUGAUAGGACUAAAGAUUUUUGUGCCUAUCACCUUCCUUGCAUGGGCGGUCCUAGUGCCGGUUAAUUACACUAAUAAAACAUUGGAGUUGCAGCUGAAGAAUGUUACUUCAAGUGAUAUUGAUAAGCUCUCGAUUUCAAACGUUCCAGAUGGAUCGGAUAGGUUUUGGACACAUAUAGUAAUGGCUUAUGCUUUUACCUUUUGGACAUGCUAUGUGUUGCUAAAAGAGUAUGAGAAAGUUGCGAAUAUGCGGUUGCAAUUUCUUGUAUCAGAAAAACGCCGGCCUGAUCAGUUUACUGUGCUUGUGAGAAACGUACCACCGGAUUCAGAUGAAUCUGUAAGUGAGACUGUGGAGCACUUUUUCCUGGUUAAUCACCCUGAUACCUAUCUUACACAUCAGGUAGUAUGCAAUGCAAACAAACUUGCGAAGUUGGUGAAGAAGAGGAAAAGUAAGCAGAAUUGGCUUGACUAUUAUCAAUUGAAGUAUUCCAGAAAUAAUGCAAAAAGGCCUAUUAUGAAGACUGGUUUUCUCGGGCUCUGGGGUGAAAAAGUGGAUGCAAUUGAUCAUCACAUAACUGAAAUCGAGAAGUUAUCCAAUGAAAUAGCUGAAGAGAGGGAGAGGGUCCUAAAAGAUCCAAAAUCCAUAAUGCCGGCUGCAUUUGUUUCCUUUAAAUCUCGAUGGGGUGCAGCUGUUUGUGCUCAAACCCAACAAUCCAGGAAUCCAACCUUGUGGUUAACAGACUGGGCACCUGAGCCACGCGAUGUAUAUUGGCAAAACCUGUCAAUUCCUUACGUCUCGAUAGCUGUCAGGAGGCUGAUCAUGGCUGUAGCAUUCUUCUUCCUGACUUUCUUCUUCAUGAUCCCAAUUGCAUCUGUACAAGCUCUGGCCACAAUAGAAGGCCUUGAGAAAGCAGCACCAUUCCUGAAGGCCCUUAUUGAAAUACCGUUUAUUAAAUCGGUUAUCCAAGGUUUUCUACCUGGUAUUGUUUUGAAGCUCUUUCUCAUUUUUCUGCCAACUAUUUUGAUGAUCAUGUCCAAGUUUGAAGGGUUCACAUCAAUAUCAUCUUUGGAAAGGAGAUCAGCAACUAGAUACUAUCUCUUUAAUUUAGUGAAUGUAUUCCUCGGCAGCGUAAUUGCAGGCAGUGCACUGGACCAGCUAAACACGUUUAUUAAGCAAUCAGCAAAUGAGAUUCCUAAAACAAUUGGUGUAGCUGUACCAAUGAGAGCAACUUUCUUUAUUACUUAUAUCAUGGUUGAUGGAUGGGCUGGAAUAGCAGCAGAGAUUUUGAUGCUGAAACCGCUUAUAAUUUACCACUUGAAGAAUACUUUCUUGGUGAAAACAGAAAAGGACAGGGAAGAGGCAAUGAACCCAGGAAGUUUGAGCUUCAACGUUGGAGAACCUCGUAUACAACUCUAUUUUCUACUUGGCAUGGUUUAUGCUACCGUGACACCUGUUCUACUUCCGUUCAUUUUAGUUUUCUUCGGGCUAGCUUAUGUUGUCUUCCGUCAUCAGAUCAUCAAUGUUUACAAUCAAGAGUAUGAAAGUGCUGCGGCAUUCUGGCCUGAUGUUCACGGACGCAUUAUAAUUGCUUUGCUUGUCUCGCAUGUCGCGCUCAUUGGAUUGUUAAGUACAAAGCAUUUGGCUCAGGCAGCACCACUUCUCAUUACUCUAGCUGUUGUCACAAUCUGGUUUUACAGAUUCUGCAAAGCGCGAUAUGAACCUGCUUUUGUCAGAUAUCCUUUGCAGGAAGCAGUAAUGAAAGACACUUUGGAACGCGCACGGGAUUCAAACUUCAAUUUGAAACCCUAUCUUCAAAAUGCAUAUAUCCAUCCAGUUUUCAAAGAGGAGGAAGAUGACGAGGAGGAGGAGGUUGUCAAGUUAGAAAAUGAGAGUGUGUUAGUACCCACGAAACGCCAAUCUCGAAGGAACACACCAGUACCUAGCAAAAUGAGCGGUGCAUCCUCACAAUCCUUACCGGAGGCUGUUCCUGAACAUUCGGUGCCCUAAACUAGGUAACAACAGUGAACCGAUUUUGUCACCAUACUGCUAUAUUUGACACUGAGCAAAACUAUGCAGCAUACUGAGAGGAUGGCACUGUAAAUUAAACGAACAAAUAAUGUAAAUUAAACGGUCAAACUCUAUAUCUGUUCCAUGCUUUUUUUUUUGUUUGCAAGGAAGUUCUUGAGCAGGGGAUUGGUAUCC